Molecule: messenger RNA, 2734 nt
Organism: Rosa rugosa (rugosa rose)
Lineage: Eukaryota; Viridiplantae; Streptophyta; Magnoliopsida; Rosales; Rosaceae
Exons: 10
Coding region: 327-2582 (751 amino acids)
Biological process (GO): proteolysis
Molecular function (GO): cysteine-type peptidase activity
Source: RefSeq, a predicted model, not a curated record
AGCUCAUACCUCUGAUGUGGCAAUGGCAAGAUUGUCAUUUGACCGAUUGUGGCAAAAUUGUCAAUUGACCGAGUGUGUCCUACUUAGUUGAAGAGGGAGGCACCAAGAUUUUUUUGGUAAGAGCAGACACUCGAAGAGGAAGACUCUCAAUACAGAUCUGAAACACCUAUAGCUCCAGCAGGGUGGAGACUGCUCGAUACACACCGAAUCCGAGCCGCUGUGUUCGAUAACCCAGAAAGACAUGUAUGAACCCAACAGAGGAUGUAUUACAGGGGGCUUGUUAUUUGAGAUAGGCAGCUGUUGAGCAACUAGAAGGGAACCGCAAAAUGGAAGACGUAGCGAAGCUGAAGAACAUAAUUUAUAGGGAAGAAAAUCAGGUCAGCGAGAGUGCUGUUGAAGUGGCCAGUCUGACAACUGAUGAUGAUUGCAAGACAUUGUCCGGUGUUAAUGACGAAUCAGACCUCGAGGUUACAAUCAGAACAGCGUGUCGAGGAAAACACUUCAGAAGAACUAUGUCUUCCCUGUCAGAUGAAAAGGUAGCUGCGACAUAUGAAAUUGGGUUUGGGUCACUGCACCGAUUUCGUUGUGGCAAAGUGAACCUCCCACUGUGCCAAAUGCUGGUUGAAAAUUUUGAUGUUGGGAACUCAUGCAUCAAGAUACACGGAAGGAACCUGACAAUCACACAUGAAGACUUUCGGCGCAUUAUGGGCGUCAUGGAUGGAGGGUGCGAUGUGAAUCUUGAAGGAAGCACCGAGGACCCUGAUAUACUGGGGCUGAAGAGCAAGCUUUCAAGGAAGGAGAAGGAGAUAACCAUACAUGGUCUGAGGAGGUUGUUGAUUGAAUCUGAAAGUACCGACGACACUUUUAAGGUCAGCUUUGCUUUGUAUGCCCUUGCAACUCUGUUAAUCCCAGUUACGGGAAUCGAAGUUGAUCUAAGAUACCUUAUACCACUUAAGGAUCCUAAUGCCCUGGGUUCAAAAAACUGGGCAAAGUUUGCAUUCGCCAAGCUUGUUGAAGGGGUGUCAUCAUUCCAGGCCACGCGGACUGGUUUGGCAGGAGGUUGUAUUCUGUUCCUUCAAUUGUUCUACCUGGAUGUUGUUGGCAAUGGUAUCUGUAUAUAUCCAAAGAUUGGGAAACCAGUGAUGACGUGGAGCAGAGAUGACUUGAAGAGAGUUUAUGAAAAAGUGGAGAGCGAGGGCGGAUUUAAAAGCGAGAAUGUGCGUGUAACGAAGAAGUAUUUCAGGGGAAAUGUACUUUCGGGGACUGGAUCAGUUGAUCCCAGCACAGGGAUUAAGACAACUGUAGUAGACGAUUUAUCAGAAGUGAGGUCUGAUGUUGGUCUUGUGAAAGGGGAUAUAGAGAGUUUGAAGUUAACGGUUGGUCGGUUGGAGCCAGACAUGGGUCGAUUGAGGAGAGCAAUUCUGACACUAGAAUCCACGGUUGGGGAACUUAAGGCCAACGGUCUCGGCGGCAUUGUUGCUGAAGCAAUCAAGCAAGUGUUUGAAGACAAGUCCUACACUUACGGUGGUAAUUUCGGGAACGAUGGUCUUUUUAUCAAUGAAGAGCACCAAGGCACAGAAGCUGAGCAACAUGACGAUGAGAUGCCUCAUAACAAAUCUAUCAUUGUCAUCUCCACUGACAAGGAUGCAUAUGGAUGCGACAGCAGUGACAUGGAAGAAGAUGAGGCAGGGAGUUUCCCGGCGGUGUCUGAGAUAUCGCACAGCGACUCAUACCUACUGACCUAUCUAUUCAGCAAGAAGGUUACCGCUGACGACAGUGUUGGGAGCAAUGAAGUUGCUAGGCACGAGGAAUGGUCUGUUUCUCGAUGGGACAUGAGGAGCUUGUCCCCAAUGCAAUGUCUGACCUAUGAGAUUGUUGACAUAUCGGCUGCUUACUUGUUUGAUCGGGGAUCGGACGACUGGUUCAUGCCAACUUCAUUCUCAGAACGUGCUAAGGAGUAUUUAGCGGGUGUGCAGGUGGAAGGUCUCGUGCCAUCUACCGUUAAACUGUGCCGACUGGGAAGAUUCAUUGGUAGAUUUAUGUCGUGCAAAAAGAUUUUCUUUCCUAUCCAUGACGGCGUACUUAAGCAUUGGUUCUUGGCAGUUCUUAAAAUACCCAGUUGGCAAUGCGAAAUAUGGGACAGCAACCCCGAGAAGUCAGCAAACAAACGCCGCGAGGAAUAUGUUGCUGCAUCUAUAUCGAUGAUUGAAAAAGUUUUUGCUGCUGCAAUGCAAUUGUCACCUGGCAUUCAUGCCAAGAUUGGUUCAUUGUCCAUCAAGUAUCCACAGAAAAGCCCUAGGCAUCCCAACAGCCAAGACUCGGGAAUAUUUCUGAUUAGAAGCAUGCAGUUUUACCGUCAGCGCUGGUACCAAGGGUUUAACUCGGGGGACCAGAGGGUUCGUAUGGCACUUGAGACAGUGAAUCACCCAAAGAAUGAAGUUCUGGAACAGGUCUUUGAAGCCGCUGCAGAGGAAGUCCCAUAUGAUGUAGCAUCUGCAUGGUUGGCACAAGAAUAUUUGAACAAAAAUGGAAGUCUCCCAACUGCAGGCAUGAAGUUCAACCCACGCCGGGCUAGGCGCUGAUCAUCCUAUUAAGAACAAGUGAUGUGAAUGGUUUAGGGCCAGUAACCUUGUCUUAAAUCAUUUAUGUGGAUUUUAUUUGGUUGAUGGACUGUUUCAUGAGAACCCCUGUUUCAUUCAUUUUUCAUUUAUGUUUUAACUGUCAGAGAACGUUA